This is a messenger RNA of Heterocephalus glaber (naked mole-rat), 2389 nucleotides long. RefSeq lists its product as uncharacterized. Gene Ontology annotation, cellular component: transcription regulator complex; chromatin; PcG protein complex. Lineage: Eukaryota; Metazoa; Chordata; Mammalia; Rodentia; Bathyergidae. Gene Ontology annotation, molecular function: DNA-binding transcription factor activity, RNA polymerase II-specific; RNA polymerase II cis-regulatory region sequence-specific DNA binding. Gene Ontology annotation, biological process: regulation of transcription by RNA polymerase II. The record is from RefSeq and is a predicted model, not a curated record.
AUUUGUGUUCAUCAUCUUUGCUCCCUGUACAAAAUUAUUAUACAGUGUAUGUAGCAAAUAUUUCUUGUCUUGUAUAUAUCCCAUGAUUGUCUUCUGAGGACACUUUUUUUCACAUCAAAGUUAUUUCACCAUGAAUUCUCAAGGAAUUCAAGUUUGUUUCUUAUUUCAAUAUGUAACUUAAUUAUUGUACAUAGAAUAGAAGAGUAUACAAUUCAGGCUUCCAAAUACAUACCUGAUUCUCCCUGCACAUAAAUGAAGUAGAUUGUGAUUUCUUCCAGGACCCAAAACACUAGAUGUAUCAUGAAUUAAUAUUCUGUUUACAUGUGGACUCACUGAAGACUUUCUUGCUUGAGAUCCACUUGUCAUUCUCUCCACUAAUGGUACAGUCUCAUGAAAGGUGGAAUUUGAAUGUCUUUCAUGUAUAUUAUGUAAGCUAUCACCCUUCUUGCUUAGAAGGUAUUGAAUGUUGUUAGACUUUUAUUAUGCUAUUUUUUUUAAUUGAAAGUGUCAUUUGUAAAUGACAUGAUUUUGAAGCUUUCCUUUUUUGGGAGAGAGUUUGAGGCACAAUCUCACAUUGUAUUUCAGACUGGUCUUGAAUUUACUAUGUAGACAAGGGUUGCCUUGAACUCAUGGCACUCCUCCUGUAUCAGUCUCCAAAGUGAUGGAAUUACAGGCAUGUACUACCACACCUGGCUGGAUUUUCCUUUUGUGCCUAACUACUUUGUGACAUAUUGGUUUUCAAUGUAUAUCGUAUAUUUUAUUCAUCUUCCCUUCAUUGCUCUUCCAUACUCCCCUAGAAUCUCCUAUCUAAGAAUACAAGGUGGCCAUUUGAUGAUACUGAGUUACAAGAUAAUAUGCCAGGCUUUCCCUCUUUUCAUUGUUCAUAGACUCGUUCCAAUAAAACUUUUCCAUGAACAUUUUAAUUAGCAUUUAUAAACCUUAUUUGAUGUUCAAUUAUGUUCUUUUCUGUGAAGCCAAAUUUAAGUUUCAAAAUGCUGCCUAAGUACAAUCAAAGAAAGAAAGAUUCAAUGCCAUAAAUGAUAAGAUUUGAAGAGAUACUACCUAUGGUUUAUCAAAGCCAUUCAUGGGCCAGGGAUUUACCUCAGUGGCACCACCCCUGCCUCACAAGCACAAGGUCCUGAGUUUGAUCCCUGACAUUGGAAAAAAAAAAAGACAUUCAUUAGCUAUUCAUCUGCCCCAGUGUUUUAUGGAUUGUAAUCUUGUAGGCACUGUCUGUGAGCUCUGCUGUAGAGACAGUGCACAGAUACCCUUGCAGUGACUGAGGAGUAAGAACCACUGCUCCUAUUCUGCUGGUGUUUUAGCAGUGAAUAGCAGUCUGGCAUCAGAAUUGCUAUCUGAAAGAAAUGUGCAUACAAAUGGAAUUGAUGACCAAGACAUGGAGUUAAUAUUUGAAGGAUUCAGCCUCCACUCAGUUGUUUUGUUUUGUUGAGACAGGGUCUCACUGUGUAAUUCAGGUUCCCCUUGAACUCACUGUGUACCCCACACUGGUCUUGAAAUCAUGGUGAUCCUCCUACCUCAGCCUCCUGAGUGCUGGGAUUACAGACAUGCACCACCACACCUGGCUCUCAAUUUAACUUUUUAUGAGAGUUGAGAUAUCCCAAACUGUGAGUCUCAACCUUCCUUUGAGAAAUAUCUGUACGAUGUUUAGGAGACAGUGACCUUUGAGGAUGUGGCUGUGAACUUCACCAUGGAGGAGUGGGCUUUGCUGAAUCUAUCUCAAAAGGAACUCUACAGAGAUGUGAUGUGGGAAAUCUUCAGAAACAUGGCAGCUAUAGGGAGAGACUGGGAUGACUGGGAAGUUGAAGAAGAGUAUGAGACUUACUGGAGAAAUCUAAGAAAUGAAGCUUGGAAUCAACAUGAGGAAAUAUUCCUUUGGACUCUAGAUGCUAAUGUACACAUGAAACAAGAUAGUUUAAAACCAGCUGAAAGCCUUGCUUGUAGAAACCCCCUGGUUGAGAUUUUUUCACUAAAUAUGCCCAUCAUAGCUCACAGUGCACUGAAGCCAUGUGAGUAUUUGGGAUCUGAAGAGAAGCUAUACAAAUGUAAUGAACAUAGAAGAACUUUCAGUGAUUUCCAGUCUUUUCAGAAGCAUGCAAGGACAAAGACUGGAGAGAAGCCUUAUGAAUGUGAUCAAUGUGGGAAAUCCCACUCAGAUCUUAGUGAAACAACUCACCUUAGAGAGAAGACCUUUGUAUGUAAGAAUAAUUUGAAAGCCUCCAGCACAUCCAGUGAUGUUAAGAUCCAUGAAAGAAAUCACAGUGAGGGGAAACGCUAUGUAUGUAAGCAAUGUGGAAAAGCUUUUAGCACACAUCGAUAUUGUCAAAUACCUAAAAGAAGUCACACUGGGGAGAAACCCUAUGUAUGUUAA